AUGUCCAGUGUGGAUACGACAUCUCCGAGUGGACUAAGCGAUCCUUCGGCCAUCAAGAGGACAACAGCCCGAAAGCACCCACCGAGACUCCAGCGGGCCUGCACUUGGACUUGGAAUUCAGAAGGCUGCACCCCAGCAGACCGCAGACGCCUGAGCAAAGGCAAUGCAGGUAGUCCCUGUGGAUGGCAACCUGGCCUGCGGCGUGGAAUGAUGAGCCCCAAACACCCACGGAAAGGGCAAAAGAGGAAACGCCAGAAAGAGUGGGGAACCGAUGAGCAGACUCAAGAGCCAGCCGAGCCUAGGAGGAGGGUGAAACAGCGACAGGGUGAUAUUAAGCUUGGGUGUGAAGAGCCCGGCAAGGGUCAGAUACGGAAACCCCAGGAAGAGGAUCCAUCACAGCUAAAGCCCCAAGAGUGCGCCAAAGACUCUCAGGAAGAGGCCCUGACUGAGCUGAAGUCUGUGGAUGGUGGUGGGAAGGGUCCCAAACGUUCCCACUGCAACACAGAGGAAGGUGUUCAGGAACACCACAAGUACCGAAGGUUGUUGGAACACCUUCAACCCCGUGAUCAUGUGAGCUCUGACCCUCACGGUGCUCACACGAGCCCUGUGGACACCUGGAGGAGUGAAAAGAGGUCUUCAGAGGAGAAAAUAAACAUUACAGAGGAGAUUGUUCCAACAAACCUCACCAGUGACAGUAGGGGACACCACCCCCAGCCCGACUCUCUGGGGGGAGCCCAGGUCCAAAUCUGCACAGACAGUGUCAGCAACCACAUUCUCAACAACAAAAUACCACUAGCUGAGGCCAAGGGGAAGGCUCUUGAAGAUCAAGAGAAGGGCAGAGGACUGGACCAUGGCCCCGAUGUCACAGCAGACAUGGAGGAGGAAAUCAGGAGUGCACUCGGCCCAGGGCCAGAAGAUGAGAUCUUGAGUUGUGCCUUCAAACUUCGAAUUACUCGAGGAGAUAUGAGAACACUAAAGGAGACCCAGUGGAUCAACGAUGAAGUCAUCAAUUUUUACAUGAACCUUCUCAUGGAGAGAAAUCAAAAUGAAGGCUACCCAUCAGUUCACGCAUUCAAUACCUUCUUUUACCCCAAAUUCAAGUGUGGGGGCUACAGGUCAGUCAAAAGAUGGACCCAGGCAGUAAACCUCUUCGCCAAGGAACUUAUUCUGGUGCCGAUUCACCUGGAUGUGCACUGGAGCCUAGUGGUAGUAGACCUAAGAAAAAAGCAUAUUGCCUACCUGGAUUCGAUGGGCCAGAAAAGACCAGAUGUCCUCAAGAUGAUUUUCCAGUACCUGCAGGAAGAGAGCAAAGCCCGAAGGAAUGUUGAUCUGAACCCUUUGGAGUGGAGGCAAUACAGCAUGCCAGCAGAGGAGAUUCCUCAGCAGCGGAAUGGGAGCGAUUGUGGAAUGUUUACCUGUAAAUAUGCAGAUUAUAUUUCCAGAGGCCAACCCCUCACCUUCUCUCAGCAGCACAUGCCUCUGUUCAGGAAGAAGAUGGUGUGGGAAAUCCUGCAUAAGCGCUUACUGUAG
Messenger RNA from Onychomys torridus (southern grasshopper mouse), 1530 nucleotides. Its product is annotated as sentrin-specific protease 2-like. Gene Ontology annotation, cellular component: nucleus. The transcript has a single exon. The record is from RefSeq and is a predicted model, not a curated record. The coding region runs from base 1 to 1530 and encodes 509 amino acids. Gene Ontology annotation, biological process: protein desumoylation. Gene Ontology annotation, molecular function: deSUMOylase activity. NCBI's taxonomy places the organism in Eukaryota, Metazoa, Chordata, Mammalia, Rodentia, Cricetidae.